CUCUCUCUGAACAGUGCACCCAACUGAGUAGCUGCCUCACGCAAGAAAUGACUGGACAAAUUUAUAUGUUGACAACUAUGUAUGUAAGGUUCAAAGCCAAAGUCCGACUGCACUCAAGCUUUUGCCAAUCUGGGUAUAUGGGCUAGAAAGUUUAAAGCACGGGUGCCAUCGGUGAAUCAGACUUGCAUUUCUCGAUCGUACCACCACCAUGGCCUCAUCUUGCUACGUUUACUACUGUUCUGGACAUGGUUUUGGGCAUGGAACCCGAGUAUCUGCAUUUGCAUCUCAAUUUCUUAGUUUACCAGAAGACGAAAGACCAAUUGUGCAUAUAGUCUCUUCUGCACCCAGCCAUGUAUUCUGUGACAGCAUCGCGCUUGGCGCUCGCUAUCGCUACGCAGACUGGAUUGAUCCUGUGAUUGUGCAACCUUUGGCUUAUCGAGUUGAUCGCCAAAAGAGCCUUGAAGUGCUCAAGGCGUUUCUCCAGAAUAAGGACAAAUUCCUCGAAACUGAAUGUCAAUGGCUUACGAGUAUCAAGGCGAGAUGUGUUCUUAGCGAUGCUGCUUUUCUUGGUUGCCUGGCUGCGAAGACUGCAGGUGUUCCAUCCAUCCUGGUCACUAAUUUCACCUUCGACUCCGUUUACAGCUAUCUUGCAACAACCUUUAUUGACGAACAACAUUCUACCCACAUAAGCGGUAGCUCGUUAUUAUCAUCAGAUGUCCCUGUACCUCAUUCCUUUCUCGAACCACUGGUCUCCCAGAUCCACGCUGGUUAUCGAUGUGCCGAUUUACUCCUCCUCCUCCCAGGUCAUAUACCCAUACCCUCAUUUCCUAACCAGCCCUCACUUCCUGCAACUGAUUGGGUAGAUUCACAACAGAAUAGGUUUUCUGCACAGGUCAUUGAGCAUUUGUUGCGCCUGAGGGAAACCCCAUUCAAAUGCACUCUGCACGAUCACAUACCCUUUCCGCCCGUGACUGCCCUUGCUCAAAAGUCGGCGUCGGCGUCUGUUCCGCGUAAAGUCCUUCCAAUGCCUCUGCUGGUAAGAUCGCCUUCUUCUUCCGUGGAACGUUCUCCGUACACUCCGGAAGGUCGAGCACGGAUCUUGGAGUCUGCGAAGGUGCCACCAGAGAAGCACGAUCCGGAAACCACUAAGAUACUCGUUGUAUCAUUCGGAGGUCAGGUACUCAAGUGGCCUAGGACGCACUCUUCCGUGGUUUCCGCUCAGUAUCAAAUGGAAGAGUGCAAUACCCCGACUAAUAGUCCGAAGAUGGGAUUGGGUAUCAACUGGAAGAACUCAAAGACGCCACGACCUUCUCAGAUCGAAAUUCCUAGUCCUAGUGCUUCCACCCGUACGAGGCAUCCUGCGAAUUCAUUGGGAUUUAAGGACCAUCGUGAUAUUGACCCGCAACCAAUUUCAUCGCCUCGAUUGGCCACACCUUCACAUAUCUGGAUACCUGGAGCUCCUCCUGUUGUUAAUCCUCUCAGCCCCACUAUCUCUCCUUCUUCAAGUUGGAUCUCUUCUUCAAGUUGGGAUCGGUUAGCUGGUGUGGAUGUCGUUCACUCACCUCCGUAUUCUGGGAGACCCAAAGAGAAGGAAAACGAACUACCAUCUAGUACAAGUUCUUCCAGUGGCUUAAAUGCUGAUUCCUCGUCGACAUUCCCCUUAACGGAUAUGGUCAAUAUACCUGCUUCGCUGAGGGAAGUUUCUCCUGGUGCUAUCCCGCAAUGUAAGGAAAACUCAGAUAAAAUAUACCAUGACGGAGUGGGUUCAAGGCUGGAGAACAUGUCUCUGGGAGGUGACGGGUGUAAUGAGAUGGACCAUCCGCAACUUUUGCCCGAAUCUUCCUGGAUAGCCAUAAUCUGCGGUGCUUCUGAUGAACAACGUUUAGACACUUCCUCAACCCUCCCUGAAAACUUUUAUCUGGCGCCCAAAGACGUCUACAUGCCCGACCUCACCGCCGUCGCAGACGUUUUGCUCGGCAAACUCGGAUAUGGUACAGUAGCAGAAUGUAUAGACGCCGGAACGCCAAUGGUGUAUGUUUCGCGACCGCUGUUUGUUGAAGAGCUGGGGUUGAGAGUGUUGCUGGAGAACGAGGGUGUUGGUGUGGAGAUGAGCCGGGCGGAGUAUGAGAGUGGGAGAUGGGUUGAAAGGGUGAAGGAAGCUUGGGAAAAGGCCAGAGUUGCGAAGGAGUGGAAAAGGAGGGUCGAGGGGGGUGAGAAGAAAAAUAUCGUCAAUGGGAAUGGGGCAGAUAGAAUCACAGAAAGGGAAGCUGAGAUUAGGGACAUGGCAAGAGUGGUUGUGAAUUGGGUUGAAGAUUUCUGGCAAGGAAUCUAAUUUUCGCAGACAGAUCAUUUUUCUUUUCACGAUACAGGACUCGUAAGGCUACCUUCGUUGUUUAUCCUUUAUUCUCGCGUGAGUCAGUCUCGCAGUAUCAAGGUAUAAUGGGGGUAU
Molecule: messenger RNA, 2449 nt
Organism: Lentinula edodes (shiitake mushroom)
Lineage: Eukaryota; Fungi; Basidiomycota; Agaricomycetes; Agaricales; Omphalotaceae
Exons: 4
Coding region: 209-2332 (707 amino acids)
Source: RefSeq, a predicted model, not a curated record